CAAAGUGCCUGUUGACUGCGUGUAAGCAGGUCAGCGUUUCCGCUAAAGCCUUCAGCACCCUAAGUUGAUGUUUUACGGGAUCCAGAGAGUUAUUUCAAAACCACUAUUUCACUCUCUGAAGCAGCUUGUUUUGUUACGCAGUUCCCGAAAACUGACCUCUAAAAUGGCAUUUCAGUAUCCACAGGCUUACCGUGACGAGGCAGUUGUGGAUGACUAUCAAGGCUGCAAAGUACCAGAUCCAUACAGCUGGCUGGAGGACCCGGACAGUGAAAAGACACAGGCCUUUGUCAGCGCCCAGAACCAGCUGACUUUGCCGUUUCUGGAGCGCUGUGAGGUGCGAGAUCUGUUCAAGGAGCGCAUGACAGAGCUGUAUGACUACCCCAAGUAUAGCUGUCCCUUCAAGAGGGGGAGCAGGUACUUUCACUUUUACAACACAGGCCUCCAGAACCAGAGUGUGAUGUACGUGCAGGAGAGCCUGGAUGCUGAGCCCACGGUCUUUUUGGAUCCCAACACGUUUUCUGACGACGGAACAGUUGCCCUUCGGGGCUAUGCAUUCUCUGAGGAUGGGGAGUACCUGGCAUAUGGCACCAGUGCCAGCGGGUCCGACUGGGUGGAGAUCCGGUUCCUGCAGGUUGAAGGCGCCAUGCCUCUAGAGGACCGCCUGGAGCGAGUCAAGUUUAGCUGCAUGUCCUGGACCCAUGAUGGGAAGGGACUUUUCUACAACUCCUACCCCGACCAAGAGGGCAAGAGUGAUGGCACCGAAACCUCCACCAACCUGCACCAGAAGCUGUACUUCCAUGUCCUAGGGACGCCGCAGUCUGAGGACGUGCUGUGCGCCGAGUUCCCUGACCACCCCAAGUGGAUGAGUGGAGCUGAGGUAUCAGAUGAUGGGCGAUAUGUACUGCUGUCCAUCAGGGAAGGUUGUGAUCCAGUCAACAGACUGUGGUACUGUGACCUUCAGACCACUCCUCAGGGUAUUAUAGGACUUUUGCCAUGGGUGAAGCUAAUCGACAACUUUGAUGCUGAGUAUGAGUACGUGACCAACGAGGACACGUUGUUCACAUUCAAGACCAACCUGGACGCCCCACGUUAUCGACUCAUCAACAUCGACUUUUCUUCCCCUGCUCAGAGCAACUGGAAGGAGCUCAUCCCUCAACAUGACAAGGACGUUAUUGUUUUCGCCACCUGCACAUACUCCAGCUACCUGUUUGUGUGUUUCCUCCACGACGUGAAGAAUGUGUUGAAAAUGUACCGUCUGAGCUCAGGGGAGGAGCUGAGGACCUUCCCUCUGGACGUCGGCUCUGUGGUGGGCUUCACAGGACGGAAGCGGGACUCUGAGAUCUUCUACUAUUUCACCUCCUUUCUCUCCCCAGCCAUCAUUUACCACUGUGACCUGACCCAGGAGCCGCUGCAGCCCCACAUCUUCAGAGAGGUCACCGUCAAAGGCUUCAACCCUUCCGACUACCAGACCACCCAGAUCUUCUAUCCCUCCAAGGAUGGCACUCAAAUCCCCAUGUUUAUCGUUCACAAGAAGGGCAUCAAAAUGGACGGUUCCCAUCCAGGUUUUCUGUACGGCUAUGGAGGCUUUAACAUCUCCAUCACACCGAGCUACAGCGUCUCCCGCCUCAUCUUUGUCAGACAUUUGGAUGGAGUCCUUGCUGUUGCCAACAUCAGAGGAGGAGGAGAGUACGGGGAGACCUGGCACAAAGCUGGCAUGUUGGCCAACAAGCAGAACUGCUUCACGGACUUCCAGUGUGCAGCUGAAUACCUCAUCAAGGAAGGGUACACUUCUCCUUCCAAACUGACUAUAAAUGGAGGCUCCAACGGUGGUCUGCUUGUAGCGGCCUGUGUGAACCAGCGCCCUGAGCUGUUUGGCUGUGCUGUUGCUCAGGUAGGCGUCAUGGACAUGCUGAAAUUCCACAAGUUCACCAUCGGCCACGCCUGGACCACAGACUUUGGCUGUUCGGAAGACAAAGAGCAGUUUGAGUGGCUCAUCAAAUACUCCCCGCUCCAUAACAUCCGCGUCCCAGAAGGCAACGGGGUCCAGUACCCCGCAGUGCUCCUGCUGACUGGGGACCACGAUGACCGGGUGGUGCCCCUCCACUCUCUCAAAUACAUCGCCACCCUGCAGUACAUCGUGGGCCGCAGCUCCAAGCAGACAAACCCCCUGUUCAUCCUUGUGGACACAAAGUCGGGCCACGGCGCCGGCAAGCCCACCAGCAAGGUCAUCCAGGAGGUGGCUGACACCUACGCCUUUAUCGCUCGCUGUCUCAACAUCUCUUGGGUCAAAUAACCAGUAUGCUUUUUUUUCUUUUGUUUAGUUUUCUUCUGUUACUCAAAUCAUCUUUGGAAUACUGCUCAUACCAACUGUUCACAUGUUCUUUAUAACUGUACACCAACACUUGGUACAGGAUAACUCGCCUUUACCCAGCCACCAUUACUAUAUCUUUUACAACAUACCCUGUCCUGCAGGCCAUGUUUGUAGUCCUGCUGGAGCUAAGCAUUACUACAUUAUCAGUGAUGGGUGUGUAAAGGGAGGGGGGCACCUUCAUGGUUACAGUGAUCAACCAAUCAGCCGUUACAGUCAUGAGGUCAAAGUGGCAAAAGUUUUAUUUGAAGAUCAUUUCUACAUCCUCUGGAUGCUCCACCAUUGAUGCAUUUUAUUUAUUUUUCGUUUGUGCACACGAUGGAAACGCUGUUGGAUGUUGAUUGAGCUUCAGCUUUUACAAUUCUGACAACACAGUAUUGUGCAAAUGAUGAUACUGCUAGCGGACAGUAUUGCUGUGGAUGUGAGUGCGGAAACAUGCAAAAAAAACACUUUGCGUGGUGUGGUGUGUGUGUGAGCAUGUGUGUGUGUGACUGAGUGUGAGAGUGUUUAAAUGUCAGUCCCCACAUUUCUUUCAGACUGAUAAUGAUUUCUACCUCUUGACAUGUGCUGAUUGUUUACCUUUUGAAGGAAACAAAACACAAUGCCACAGCUACAAUAAACAACUUUUUAAACAGUGA
This is a messenger RNA of Xiphias gladius (swordfish), 3006 nucleotides long. RefSeq names its product prolyl endopeptidase. The record is from RefSeq and is a predicted model, not a curated record. Gene Ontology annotation, molecular function: serine-type endopeptidase activity; oligopeptidase activity. Gene Ontology annotation, cellular component: cytosol. NCBI's taxonomy places the organism in Eukaryota, Metazoa, Chordata, Actinopteri, Istiophoriformes, Xiphiidae. The transcript is spliced from 14 exons. Gene Ontology annotation, biological process: proteolysis. Bases 68 to 2293 code for a protein of 741 amino acids.